GAGAAUAUUUAGGAGAGGUAGACGCAUGCGUCACUCUUCCCGCCAUAUAUUCUAACUUCACAAUAUUAUACAAUAUUUACCACUAUUACAGGAUGAGUGUCCUUUGCCAAAUAGCAUAUUUUUAUAUGGCCAUAGUGGGACUGGUAAAACCUUAGUUACAAGUGCUGUGCUGGAGAAGCUGGGCAUCCUCACCAGUUAUGUUAGCUGUGUUGAGUUCUACACUACCAGAGUCAUGUACGAGACCAUACUUAAUCAUCUUAGUGGCACUGUUCCAUCAAGUAUUAACAAUUACUCAUCGUAUGCAUCCUGUGACAACAUCGGAGAAUUUAUCAAGCAUUUGAGGAACAUUGCUUACAGCAAAGGGAAGCCACGGAUGAGUAUUGUUUUAGAACAGAGUGAGCGUCUCCGUGACUCUGAUGCCAACAUUCUGCCUGUGUUAUGUAGGUUACAGGAGCUUACCCAGGAUAUCAAUAUUAUUGUCAUCUUCUUAUCAUCACUGCCUAUUGAAAAGUUUCGUGCUGCUACUGGAUUCAUGGAGCCUGUUGUCAUCAAUUUUCCUCAGUAUACUAAAGGUAGGAGGUGUGGAUCUUUAAAUGUUAUAUACAGUAAACCCCUCGUAAUGCACGAGUUAUGUUCCUGAAAACCUGCUUGUGAAGUGAGCAACUUAUG
Cherax quadricarinatus is the source of this 669-nucleotide messenger RNA. Lineage: Eukaryota; Metazoa; Arthropoda; Malacostraca; Decapoda; Parastacidae. The record is from RefSeq and is a predicted model, not a curated record.